Molecule: messenger RNA, 934 nt
Organism: Pterocles gutturalis (yellow-throated sandgrouse)
Lineage: Eukaryota; Metazoa; Chordata; Aves; Pterocliformes; Pteroclidae
Gene: CDK1
Product: cyclin-dependent kinase 1
Exons: 7
Coding region: 11-934 (307 amino acids)
Biological process (GO): G2/M transition of mitotic cell cycle; protein phosphorylation; mitotic G2 DNA damage checkpoint signaling
Cellular component (GO): nucleus
Molecular function (GO): cyclin-dependent protein serine/threonine kinase activity; ATP binding; RNA polymerase II CTD heptapeptide repeat kinase activity
Source: RefSeq, a predicted model, not a curated record
AACCAUAGCAAUGGAUAAUUACACAAAAAUAGAGAAGGUUGGGGAAGGUACCUAUGGCAUUGUGUAUAAAGGUCGGCACAAAAUCACAGGCCAACUGGUUGCAAUGAAGAAAAUACGCCUAGAAAGUGAGGAGGAAGGUGUUCCAAGUACUGCUAUCCGAGAAAUUUCUUUAUUGAAAGAGCUGCAUCAUCCCAAUAUAGUAUGUCUUCAGGAUGUUCUUAUGCAGGAUUCAAGACUGUAUCUCAUCUUUGAAUUCCUUUCCAUGGAUCUCAAGAGAUACUUGGAUACUAUUCCAUCUGGUCAAUAUUUGGAUAGUUCACGUGUGAAGAGUUACUUGUAUCAAAUCUUGCAAGGUAUUGUCUUCUGCCAUUCAAGAAGAGUUCUGCACAGAGACUUAAAACCUCAGAAUCUCUUAAUCGAUAACAAGGGAGUGAUUAAACUGGCAGACUUUGGAUUGGCUCGAGCCUUUGGAAUUCCGGUGCGGGCAUACACUCAUGAAGUAGUGACACUGUGGUACAGGUCUCCAGAGGUGUUGCUGGGAUGUAUUCGCUACUCUACUCCUGUAGACAUAUGGAGCAUAGGUACCAUAUUUGCGGAGCUGGCAACUAAAAAGCCGCUUUUCCAUGGGGACUCGGAGAUCGACCAGCUCUUCAGAAUCUUCAGAGCUUUAGGUACCCCCAACAAUGAGGUAUGGCCUGAAGUGGAAACCCUGCAAGACUACAAAAACACGUUCCCAAAAUGGAAACCUGGCAGCCUGGGAACACACGUAAAAAACUUGGAUCAAGAUGGACUUGACCUGCUGUCUAAAAUGUUAAUUUAUGAUCCUGCAAAAAGAAUUUCUGGCAAAAUGGCCUUGAACCAUCCAUAUUUUGAUGACUUGGACAAAUCCACUCUUCCUGCUAAUCUGAUUAACAAAAGUAGACUUUUGGACUAA